Messenger RNA from Trematosphaeria pertusa, 579 nucleotides. RefSeq lists its product as uncharacterized. The coding region runs from base 1 to 579 and encodes 192 amino acids. The transcript is spliced from 2 exons. The record is from RefSeq and is a predicted model, not a curated record. Lineage: Eukaryota; Fungi; Ascomycota; Dothideomycetes; Pleosporales; Trematosphaeriaceae.
AUGAAGUUCCUCCUCGCCCUAACCACCCUCUCCCUCGCCACCUCCGCCUACGCCGCCCUCGGCUGCGGCCACGCCGUGUCUAAGAAGGCCUGCAAGGAGGACUGCCAUUGUCGCUGCGUGGGUGGCAAUGUGCUCUGCGAGGGCAGCGGGGUUACGUGUCCGGCGGCGACUUUUGCUAUUUGUGAGGGAACUAUGAAUCACUCGGCGCUCCACUCGACCAUCCGCACGGUAAAGCAGGCCUACUGCCGCAGCAUGGACGUGUUCUACACCCCACGCAUUUGUACCGUCAUCAAGCAACGUAUCAAGCGCCUCUUCAUUCGCGGGAAAGAGAAAGCCGACAGCCUCUGGUCGACGAUGAGGCCGGAGUCGGAGCAUGGAUGGCUUCUUUACUUCGACAGCGGAGUUUCAAGGAGCCUCCGGUUCUACCGUAUCUUGCGGCUACACCGCGUAUCGAGGAGGCCUUCUUCAAGUGGGAAGAUGACGCUCGUUGCGCGGACAGCUAUGAUGGCUAGAGAAUGGACGCGGUAUGCGUACGCUUCAAUCAUUGGGACAUCGCGAGCCCCAAGGGACCCCGGAUGA